GUUUGUAUAUCAGAAUUAUUUAGCUUUUAUCAAAAGUGCUUACAAACAUAUCCACUUACUGAUAUUCCUAUUUUACCAACACAAGCAUCUGUAUUUUUAAUAGCAGAGCCCUAUGAAUGAAUCAUGUCCAUUAUCAACACAUCAUAUGUUGAAAUCACCACCUUCUUCUUGGUUGGGAUGCCAGGGCUAGAAUAUGCACACAUCUGGAUCUCUAUCCCCAUCUGCAGCAUGUAUCUUAUUGCUAUUCUAGGAAAUUGCACCAUUCUUUCUAUCAUCAAGACAGAGCCCUCCUUGCAUGAGCCCAUGUACUAUUUUCUUUCCAUGUUGGCUAUGUCAGACUUGGGUUUGUCUUUAUCACCUCUGCCCACUAUGUUAAGCAUCUUCCUGUUCAAUGCUCCUGAAAUUUCAUCCAAUGCCUGCUUUGCCCAGGAAUUCUUCAUUCAUGGAUUCUCAGUACUGGAGUCCUCAGUCCUCCUGAUCAUGUCAUUUGAUAGAUUCCUAGCCAUCCACAACCCUCUGAGAUACACCUCAAUCCUGACAACUGUCAGAGUUGCCCAAAUAGGGAUAGUAUUCUCCUUUAAGAGCAUGCUCCUGGUUCUUCCCUUCCCUUUCACUUUAAGAAGCUUGAGAUAUUGUAAGAAAAACCAAUUAUCCCAUUCCUACUGUCUCCACCAGGAUGUCAUGAAGUUGGCCUGCUCUGACAACAGAAUUGAUGUUAUCUAUGGCUUUUUUGGAGCACUCUGCCUUAUGGUAGACUUUAUUCUCAUUGCUGUGUCUUACACCCUGAUCCUCAAGACUGUACUGGGAAUUGCAUCCAAAAAGGAGCAGCUUAAGGCUCUCAAUACUUGUGUUUCACACAUCUGUGCAGUGAUCAUCUUCUACCUGCCCAUCAUCAACCUGGCCGUUGUCCACCGCUUUGCCCGGCAUGUCUCUCCCCUCAUUAAUGUUCUCAUGGCAAAUGUUCUCUUACUUGUACCUCCACUGAUGAACCCAAUUGUUUAUUGUGUAAAAACUAAACAGAUUAGAGUGAGAGUUGUUGCAAAAGUGUGUCAAUGGAAGAUGUAACAGUCAUAUGUGACAGAAAACCUGGAAAUGUCUGGUAAGAUAUUUAAGGUAAAUUUGAGAAACCUAAUAUUUGACACCAAGAAUUAUCAACACAUAUUUUUGUUGUUGUCAUAGACUUAUUUUAUUCACUCUGGAUACUGCAAAUGAGAAUAGAACUAUAAACAGGAAGUACAUUGCCUUAUGUCCCCAUUUCAGUUAAGCAGAAUAAAAAUAAACGUCUUAUGAUAGCGUCUCUGAUACAAGCAACAAAUUACAAGCAAGACAGAAAAAUGAUAAUUUUUACAGUUCUGACAGAAGUUGGAUUUCUCAUUAUCUACAUUCAAUCUCUUAUACCAAGUUCUUUUAAUGCUAGACCUAAAUUAGCUGUCUCUUUAUCCAUUUUAAUCAUCUUAGCACACAACCAUUUUUUUAAUUUAAUCAUUUAUAUUCCAUAUUGGGAUACAUGUGCUGGAUUUUUACAUGGUUAUAUGGGACCCGGGUAGUGAGCAUAGUACCCAAUAGAUAGUUUUUCAGUCCAAUCCUGCCUCUUUCACUCUCUCCCCACCAGUAUUCUGCAGUCACCUGCAUUUCUCUCAUAAAAUAUUGCUAAGUUCCCUGCCUUAUAAUUGAUUCACAAUGAAAUGCAAGAGUAAUCUAUAGGCAAAUUGAAUGUGUAAGUGUCUCUUUUAAAUUUGAACUCUUCCUUUGUUAGAAAUACAGUUAAAUCAAUAAGGAAUAUAUUCUAAGACCCUACAUGGCCUGGACCCUUUCUACUUACUCAACAUCGCCAGAUACUCAUUAAUCUCCAGCCACAUCAACCUACUGAACAGUUUUUGAAUUUACAGAGCUCUUUGCUUUCUUGAGUUUUCACAUCAGAUCUCUUUUGUUAAAAUGCUCUUGACUCCAAUUUUGUAUAAUGCAUGUCUAUUUUUUUUCUUUAAAUUUUGGCUUAAUUUCCUCAUAGAUUACCUAGCCCUAGUUUGUAUUAUGAUCUUCUCUUUUAUCUCUUUCAUUGCGGGUUUAUUCUUUCAUCUUUUAUCUCUUUCAUUGCUGGUUUAUUCUUUAUUGUUUAUUAUACUUAAUAUUUGCAAAUACAGAUAUAUUGUAUCCUUAUUUCAUUUCUUUCUACUUCUUGAAUAAAGUGUACUAUAAGUGAUUGAAGAGACCUAUCUAUUUUCUUAUUUUUUCCUGCCUAAUGUCUAGGACACUUCUGAUGCAGAGUAGAUUUUAAUAAAUAAUUGCUAAUGAAUGAAUUUAAAAAUAAGACCAUAUUUGUUGAAAAAGAUGUUCACUGAGGAGUUCAGUAAUAUUUCUUCAAGGUAGGAUACAAGUUUUUUAAAUUGUCUAUUUCAAAUAUAGGCAUAUCAUUGAUGCUAAUGAUUUUUAAAACAGGAAAAAAAAGAUAUGAUGUUAAAGACAAAUUUAUUGCCUUGGAUUUGUGGCUGAAAAAUUGUCCAACUUUCCUUCCUAAUAUGACCUCAAAAUCUUGCAUAUUGCGAAAAUCAUUUUAGCCUUUUCAUUUUACCUACCCAUUGAAUCAAGUCAUUUUUAUCAACCACGUCAGUUCAAGUCUCCUACACUUCUAUCCUCAGGUGAAUCAAGAAACACCUUCCAGGAAUGUCAAAUGCUUAAAAAAUAAUCAGCCCACAACUGACCGUACUUCACAAUUAAUGGAAAAUCUUUAUAGAUACAAAUAUUGUUUUUAAACCUCUAAUUUAUGCAGGAUAUGCUUCCAGGUAUUUUUAGGCAUUUAAAAAAUUUGUUUUCAACAAUGACCCAGCUUUUUAUAAAAGGUUUUUUCCUAUUUAUUUUAGUUGAAGAGAUUGAGGCUCUGAGAGUUUGAUUUAAUGAAAUUCACACAGAGAGGAAGUCAAAAGCUGGGGUUCAAACCUAAUCUCUGAUGCUCCAGGAUAGUAUUAUCUUGAAUACAUUUUAGUUUUUAAAUUCAGGACUACGUAUGUUUUCACAAACCUAUCCUAGUGUAGAAAAUCCUAUCAUCAGAUCAGGGCAAGAACUGUUCCUAUGUUUGAGGUGCAUAACUGUAUCUAUCUACCUUUUCCAAAACCUUACAAAUACAGAUAUGGGUUUGGGGUUGUAGUACAACAAAGCAGUAGUUGACAUAUUUUAUUAAUUGAAAGAAAUAGAAGCUCAUAUUCUCCCAGUGUGAGGAUAGGCAGCCCAAUAUGAAGACUUCAUUUCCACUAAAAAGAUGAGGAGUAAUUAGGUGGCUUUAAUAGCAUCUUAUUCUUUCAGGAUAUUGUACAUAGAUGUCACAUAAAAGAGUAUCAAAGAUCAUCUGUAUUUUAGGGGUUUUUGACUGUCUUAAUAAAAUGAAAUGAAAAAUAAAAUAAAGAUACAUAAAUCUCAAUGGGGGAGGUGAAGAUUUAUGGUCAGCAUGAUUUUCACAUAUUCCUGAAAUGAAGAAUGUAGUUUUUGGAGGAUUAAAAUCUCAACUCUGGGGCUCCUUAAACAGUGGUUCUCAACUGGCAGCAAUGUUACCUCCAAGAGACAUUUGGCAAUGUCUGGGGACAUCUUUGGUUGUUGCAACCUGGGGCCGUGGGUGUGUCACUGACUUCCACUGAUUAGAGGCUGGAGACGCUACUAACCAUUCUUUAAUGUACAGGACAGCCCUUACCCAAAAGAAUUAUCCAACACAAAAUGUCAGUGGUGCCAAGGAUUAAAAAAAACCUUAGUCUAAAUGUAACUAUCAAAUAACAAAUGAUUAAGCCCCAUGGUUAAACAAAUUACCUUGAGCUCACCUACACAGCACCUAGGGGCAAUCUGAUACCAGAGAAGUUCCUCAGAAAGGAAACCAGUGAAAAACUGAGAAAAUUGAAAGACUUCAUUUGAGAGAUGUUAAAAGACUUAUUAAUCACACAUGAAAGUGUACAAAGACGAAUGCAAAGGAUGUAAACCUUACCAAAAGGCAAGUUCAAAUACUUUUUAAAAAGAUUCUAGUAAGUCUUCUUAUUGUUUUGUUGUGUUUCAUUUUGUUUUUCUAUUGGACAUUGGUCAUUUGUGAGAGGUUUAUGGGAAAACAUUGUAAGGGAUGGAACACUACAAAAUUAUAAGGGACGAAGGGGAGCAUCAUUUAGUCCAAGUAGAGAAUAUGUGAAUUAGGUGGAGAGAAUAUGCCUGUAUGAUAUAGGAGUUACAUGAGAACAAUACUGUAAUUUUUAAAGUAGACGACUACUUGUCUGUACAACCUAAACAUCUUAGUUUUACUAGGGCCAAUGAAUUUUCAAUGCCAUGAAAAAAUAUUCUUUAAUAUAUUGAAUUGUGUACAAACAACCCAAUCCAUUUAAUUGAAUGUGUUAUUCUUGCUUGAGAAUUUGAGUCCCCA
Messenger RNA from Pan troglodytes (chimpanzee), 4387 nucleotides. RefSeq names its product olfactory receptor 51A4-like. Gene Ontology annotation, molecular function: olfactory receptor activity; G protein-coupled receptor activity. The transcript has 2 exons. Bases 124 to 1065 code for a protein of 313 amino acids. Gene Ontology annotation, cellular component: plasma membrane. Lineage: Eukaryota; Metazoa; Chordata; Mammalia; Primates; Hominidae. Gene Ontology annotation, biological process: G protein-coupled receptor signaling pathway. The record is from RefSeq and is a predicted model, not a curated record.